Molecule: messenger RNA, 2275 nt
Organism: Acromyrmex echinatior (Panamanian leafcutter ant)
Lineage: Eukaryota; Metazoa; Arthropoda; Insecta; Hymenoptera; Formicidae
Gene: Nlg3
Product: Neuroligin 3
Cellular component (GO): membrane
Molecular function (GO): neurexin family protein binding
Source: RefSeq, a predicted model, not a curated record
AUGACCGUUCGAUUGCUGAUAUGUAAAGUUUGCAUUUCUUCAGGACAUGACGUGAACUAUCAGGUGUCGAGACUGUCGAUCGAUCACAGGAUAAUUUUAUUGAUUACAGCUGGCGCGAGGGACGGUGGCGGCAGAAGGUAUCCUGUGAUUGUGUUCGUGCAUGGCGAAAGCUACGAAUGGAGCAGUGGAAAUCCUUACGACGGCAGCGUCCUGGCAAGUUACGGAGGCGUCGUCGUCGUCACCAUCAACUAUAGACUCGGUAUUCUGGGCUUUCUAAACGCCAACACAGACUCGCACUUACGCUCGCCAGCGAAUUACGGUCUGAUGGACCAGAUCGCAGCGUUACACUGGGUACAGGAGAACAUCGCUUAUUUUGGGGGCGAUCCCAAAAACGUCACGCUGGUAGGACACGGUACCGGCGCCGCUUGCGUGAACUUCCUGAUGACCAGCCACGCGGUUCCUGAUGGUCUGCUGUUUCAUCGAGGUGUUCUGAUGUCAGGCAGCGCGCUUUCACCAUGGGCGUUAGUGAGAGGAGCCGCCAAUUACGCCAUGCAGGUCGCCAAACACCUAAAUUGUUCGUCGGUAGCGGAAGAUCCUCAGGCUCUGUUAAAGUGUUUGAGAGAUGUGUCUUUGAGUGAAUUGGUAUCGGUGCCUGUUAAAGGGCUAGAAUUCGCACCAGCUUUUGGCCCCAGUAUAGACGGCGUUAUAAUCGAUCCUGGCGAUCCCGAGGAUCAGGACUACACCCUACAAGUCGACACGAUCAAUACGCUCAACAACAUCCUUCUGAGAAAGGACGUCGUCGCGAAACUGUCGAGGUACGAUUUGAUGGUGGGUGUUGUUCGUUCCGAGGCGUAUUUUUCGUUAACCGCCGACGAUGCUCAGUACGGGAUCGAGGCUGAUAGAAGGACAAAGAUUCUGCGCGAAUUCGUGCGGAACACGUACACGUAUCACCAGCCGGAAAUCCUAGCAACUAUAAUAAACGAGUAUACGGAUUGGGAACGACCCGUGCAACAUCCCGUCAAUAUUAGGGAUGAGACUCUCGAGGCCCUGGGGGACGCCAAUACAGUCGCUCCGGCAACGAGAACCGCGGAUCUUCACAGUCAAUCCCACAGAAACUCCUAUCUGUACGUCUUCGACUAUCAAACGAAAUUCGGAGACUAUCCUCAGAGGCCAGGAUGUAUCCACGGGGAGGAACUGCCAUAUUUUUUUGGUGCGCCCUUAGUUGGAGGUUUGUCUCAUUGGCCGAAGAACUAUACCAGAGCCGAGAUAGCGCUCUCCGAGAGUGUGAUACUCUAUUUGACGAACUUUGCACGUACCGGGAAUCCGAACGAGGGCACUCCUGAUCCUGGACCCCUCGGUUCCAGACCGGAAAGGACCAAGUUUAAAAAUAUCGACUGGACCGCUUAUGAGGCCGUCCAUAAAAAAUAUCUUAGCAUAGAACUCAAAUCGAAACUGAAGAACCACUACAGGGCCCAUCGCCUUUCUUUUUGGCUGAACUUGGUGCCCGACCUUCACAAACCCGGCUCAGAUGACGUUCCUAGGUCGCAUCAUCUUCUCGAUGCCGAGCAGGUGCCACCCAGAUUCAUUCAGAGGCUACCAACAACCGCAAGAACAACUACGUUGGAGGUAACAUCUAUCGAGAAAUCUUCGUCCAACAUGUCAACGAUUACACCAAGCGACAUUACUUUCGAGGAUUCCACGGCGUUACCUGAGGAUGGCUUCGCGGCGUAUUCCACCGCCCUGAGCGUGACAAUCGCGAUCGGCUGUAGUCUGCUGAUCUUAAACGUACUCAUUUUCGCCGGGGUGUAUUAUCAACGCGACAAGAGCAACCACCAGCACCACGGCUGCUCGAAGAAGCGCCAGGAGAACGGCCAAAUGCCGAACAACAUUUGCGGCGAGCUGGAGACCAAGACCGCCGAACGACAUCACAUCCAGCACAUACCGCCACCGGAGUUUGCUGACCUCCAGAACAAUACCUGUCACGUGCCUAUGCCGCCCCCGCCACCGAAGAAUACGAAGCCCGGUAAGCCUGGUCAGAACCUCAUCAUCAGUCCCAACCAAUUACAGCAGGAGAGCUUGGCCAUGACCGGGACUGGGACAUUGAAGAAGGGACACAAUCACCCUCAAGUCAUGGAGGAGUUAAGAGUCUGACUUUAGGAGACCGCGCGGCCACCGAACUAACAUGGCCGCGAGGAAAAUAGGAUCCUGAAACAAUCGUCAGGGAAUCACUUCAAAAUGGGAAUUACUUUCCAAUUAUCAAUCUGACAUAAUCGGG